UCCGCCUUCUGGUGGCCAACAGACUCAAUUCCAAAAUCAUUGGCGUCCAUUUUCGUGAGGCUGUGACCCAUGUGCAAAGAGUUUGACAUAUUUAUUCAUUAUUUGAGGAUAUAGGCCUGGUGAUUGAAACUUCAGAGUUGUUCUAACACCAGAAAUGCCGGCACCAUACGAAGUGAAGUCCUCCUGGGCCGACGAGGUCGAGGAAGAAAGUGGGAGUCUGCCUGCUCCUACCGAGGUCUACGAGAACGGUUUCAAGGUCCUCACAGAGUACAAGUACAACGAUGACAACAAGAAAGUCAAGGUUGUCCGCACCUACAAGAUCGAGAAGCGAAUAGUUUCGAAGACAAUCGCAGUGAGAAAAAAUUGGGCCAAAUUUGGAGACUCAUCGGACGACAGGCCGGGUCCCAAUCCCGCUACAACAAUUGGCGCUGAGGACGUCUUCAUGCAGUUCAUCUCCAGCAAGGAGGAGGAGAACAAAGUGGAAGACGAGUCCCUGGAGAAGCUCAAGAGCAUGGGCGACAAGGGAAUCGUCAAGUGUCGUAAUUGCAAUGGCGACCAUUGGACAUCAAAGUGUCCUUACAAGGACACAGUUCUGGCUGGUGGAAAAGUACCCGAUGACAAAAAACCACCGACACGUCCUGGAGCACCUGAGCCUGCACCACAGCCUGGUGGGGAAAAUCAAAAGGGCAAAUACGUGCCACCGAGCAUGAGGGAUGGGGGCAACAGGCGUGGUGACUCCAUGCAAAUGCAGAGACGUGACGAUACCACUGCCAUUCGCAUAUCCAAUUUGUCAGAGAGCACCAACGAGGCGGAUCUUGAGGAGCUGGUGAAACCCUUUGGUUAUGUUCUCAAGCAGUAUCUUGCCAAGGACAGGAAUACCAACCUCUGCAAAGGAUUUGCCUACGUUCACUUCAAGUACAGGGAGGAGGCUGCCAAGGCUAUCAACCAUCUCAAUGGAUAUGGGUAUGAUCAUCUCAUUCUCAGUGUCGAUUGGUCGAAACCACCUGCACAGCAGAACUAACGAGGAUAUGUUCUCUCGGGGAUCGGUGGAGAAAGGUUUGCGCACGUCUGUAUCGAGGCAUCAAGGGGUCAUUGCGUGGAUUAAAAUUCUUGAUAAUUGAUUCGACGAAAUUACGAUAGCCCCUUCGCCGUGCGGAGAUGUCGUUCGGAAAAAUUACCCAACAGAAAAAUAAACAGUGCUUCUGAAUAGAAUCAUUAGUUUUUUUAAUUGGGGAGAAGAGAUAGUUUUUAAUCAUGAAAUUGUGUAUUUCACGCUGAAGGUCAAUAAAAAUAUUCCAUUUCAUUAA
Molecule: messenger RNA, 1307 nt
Organism: Diachasmimorpha longicaudata
Lineage: Eukaryota; Metazoa; Arthropoda; Insecta; Hymenoptera; Braconidae
Gene: eIF3g1
Product: eukaryotic translation initiation factor 3 subunit G
Exons: 2
Coding region: 155-1021 (288 amino acids)
Cellular component (GO): cytoplasm; eukaryotic translation initiation factor 3 complex
Molecular function (GO): RNA binding; translation initiation factor activity
Source: RefSeq, a predicted model, not a curated record